UCUGUUUGUUCCUCCUCUCUCUCUCUCUCUCUCUCUCUCUCUCUCUCUUUCUUUCUAUCUCACUCUGUCCCUGGUCGAUGCUGUGAGUUCCUCCUCUCUGUGUUUGGGGGGGUUGAACACAGGAUUCUCACUGCUUUCCUCUCAGUCUGCAAUCAGCAACGGACACACACGCACACAGACGCAGCAGCUAUGAGCGCAGACGAUGUGGUGUGCACAGGAUGGCUCAUAAAAUCCCCUCCGGAGAAGAAGCUAAAGAGAUUUUCAUGGCGAAAGCGAUGGUUUGUUUUGCGGAGGGGUCGGAUGAGCGGAAAUCCUGACGUUUUGGAAUAUUACCGUAGCAAGAGCUCCCGGAAACCAAUCAGAACCAUUGACCUGCAGGAGUGUGAGGUCACCAUUGAGGCAGAGGUACGGCCCACUAAACGUCAGUACCAAAAUCAGCACCUGUUUGUGGUCAAGACCACCACACGCAUCUUUUACCUACUGGCCAAAACAGCUGAAGAGAUGAACAUCUGGGUACAGAACAUUGGACAGAUUUGUACGUUUGGAGGACUGAACAGACAUGCAGAAUCAAUGGACAGUCUAAAUCACACUCCCUCUUCCCAGCAGCCAUCUCCAGCACUCUCUCCUCAUGUUUCUCUUGUGGCCAAUCAGGACACAGUUACCAUCGACAGCCACGCUGUCCUAGACAGGACUAGCGAAUCAGAGAUCAGCCCUCCACUUGACUACCUCUUCCUCUCUCAGUGUGAAACCGGUACAAAGAGCAUCGUCAGGUGUGACAGCAUCUCUAACUCUGAACGCUCCUUUGAGCAGAGCUCGUCUGAGUACACCGAGGAUGUUUUUAGCCCCACCCCACGCAUUGACUCCUCCCCUUUUCUUUUGGCUGGGGUGUCCGAGCCCCCAUUCAGUGCCCCCUGUGGUCCACUCUCUCUCUCCUCCUCUCUUUCGUCCUGCCUCUCAUCUCCUAUCUCUCUACGCCGUCCACCGGACAUUUUCAGAUUCGACCGACCCUUCUGUGUGACAUCAGACCCACAGACGCCUCCUCCCCUCCCGCCCAAACCCACACACCUGUCCGAUCACCCCAGUAACGAUGAUACCGGCCGUAAUCAAACACAACCUGCUCUCCUCCCUCGCAGGACGUCACUUUCAGGAAUAGACCACUUUAGGAAAGGAGAGUUUGACAAUGCUGGAAGACACUGGAACAAACGUCUAAGCCUCAACCUGCCGAUAUUUCUGAAUACCACAGUUACUGAAAACCACUGUGAGGAUUCAUAUGUGCCCAUGGCCUCCCCACCAAUCAGCUGCUCUAAUGUCACUUCAGACGGCUACAUACCCAUGAGUCCCUCCACCCUGCCUGUCUCCCUACUGACCAACGGCAAAACAGAGCUGCCCUCACCUUCGAAUCCCGACCUUGAGCCUCCUCCUGUCGACCGCAACCUUAAACCAAAAAGACCAAAAAAGGUUCGACCGCCACCUUUAGACCUACGGGGCCUGUCCACAAUUUCUGAAUGUCCAUUCCACGUUCCUCUCACACGCACAAUGACAGAACCCAGCACAUUACUUCAGUGUGUUCCUCUGGACAGGCGGCGGGGAUGGGGCUCUGAACAGGAAGGGAGCAUCACGCCAACGGACUGUCGGCAGAUGCUGUUCCCAGCUUGUGAUUCUACCCCCUGGAUGAGGCCUUCUCAGCUGGAUUACUUGUCACUUGACUUCAACUCUGCCUCCCCCUCACCUGUCCAGAAGAAGCCGCUGCUGGCAGACGAGUACAGGGUGGAUUACGUGCAGGUAGACGAGAAGAAGACACAGGCUUUACAAAGCACCAAGAUGGAGUGGAAGGAUGUCCGUCAGUCAAAAGCCUAAAGCCUUCUGAGGAGGGGGGAAUAAUCCAUUUAAAUUAUUACAUGGUUCAAAACUUGACUUGUUUUCAUCUCCUACAAUUUCAGGUACAUGUUGAGUCUUUUACACUGCUGUGAAAGGAGCGAGUUCAGAGCUGGAUAAGAAACCUUUAGAAAUAAAAUGGCAGAAUAUUUAGGAAAUUAUUCCAGAAUAAAAGACCUCCAGCGCAAUUUCUCAAGACUAAAGCUGUUUAUUUUGUAGUCCUUAAAUCAGGAAGUGAAUUAGCAUUUUAGAUUGGGUUUCCUCUGGAAUUUCCUGUGGGUUUUUAGAACUGUGCUAUGAGAAAGUAUGAGGUUGACUUUACUUUGUUCUACAACAUAAAUGUCACACCUCAUGCCUCAAAUGUGAAAUGUUUUUUUUUUUUUUUUUUUUUUUUAAAAGUCC
Molecule: messenger RNA, 2277 nt
Organism: Megalobrama amblycephala (Wuchang bream)
Lineage: Eukaryota; Metazoa; Chordata; Actinopteri; Cypriniformes; Xenocyprididae
Gene: gab3
Product: GRB2 associated binding protein 3
Exons: 10
Coding region: 190-1857 (555 amino acids)
Source: RefSeq, a predicted model, not a curated record